AUGUCUUACCAACAGCAGCAGUGCAAGCAGCCUUGCCAGCUUCCUCCUGUGUGCCCAACUCCCAAGUGUCCUGAGCCUUGUCCUCCAAAGUGCCCUGAGCCUUGUCCCCCUCCUGUGUGCCCAAUCCCAAAGUGCCCAGAGCCCUGUCCUCCUCCAAAGUGCCCAGAGCCUUGUCCUCCGCCAAAGUGCCCUGAGCCUUGUUUUGAGCCAUGUCCCCCUCCCUCAUACCAGCAGAAAUGCCCUCCUGUACAACCUCCUCCACCAUGCCAGCAGAAGUGCCCACCCGAGAGCAAGUGA
Mastomys coucha (southern multimammate mouse) is the source of this 297-nucleotide messenger RNA. Its product is annotated as small proline-rich protein 2H-like. Bases 1 to 297 code for a protein of 98 amino acids. The record is from RefSeq and is a predicted model, not a curated record. The transcript has a single exon. NCBI's taxonomy places the organism in Eukaryota, Metazoa, Chordata, Mammalia, Rodentia, Muridae. Gene Ontology annotation, cellular component: cornified envelope.